Molecule: messenger RNA, 981 nt
Organism: Saccharomyces paradoxus
Lineage: Eukaryota; Fungi; Ascomycota; Saccharomycetes; Saccharomycetales; Saccharomycetaceae
Gene: PPN2
Product: putative serine/threonine-protein phosphatase
Exons: 1
Coding region: 1-981 (326 amino acids)
Biological process (GO): polyphosphate catabolic process
Cellular component (GO): cytoplasm
Molecular function (GO): endopolyphosphatase activity; phosphatase activity
Source: RefSeq, a predicted model, not a curated record
AUGGACAAUAAGCGGAAAACACGAGCCGCUACAGUUAGCACAGUAUUGAUAUUUUUUGUGACAUGCUGCGUUUAUACACUAUAUACCUUAAAGUUUGAUGACCCUCAGUUAUCUCCACCGGUUUCUUUAUUGCCUACAAUUAGCACCUUGAAGAAAAUUGAGCAUGUGGUAGAUUUAAACAAGGAAUAUGUGUUUGUCGGUGACGUUCACGGUAAUUAUGAUGAGUUCAUGGAGCUCAUUGAUGACAAGAUUGGAGGACUGGGAGAAAAUACAACGAUGAUAUUGCUGGGUGACUUUAUUCACAAGGGCCCAGACUCAGAUAAGGUAGUGUCGUAUAUUCUAGAUCAUAAGGACCAAGUGAAGUGCGUCUUAGGUAAUCAUGAAAUAUUGGUUAUGAUGGCGUACUUAAACCCAGACUUUUCAAAAAGGGUGAGACGCCCCAAAUUAAUGACACCUUUAACUUUCAGUACUGAGACUGAUUUCAUACCACAGGACAUCUCAAAAAUCAGCAGCGCACAUGGACAAUUAGCUCGCGAGCUUGGGUUUUUCAAACUGACCCAGUUGGCGGAACAUUGCUCAAUGGCCAUUGAAUUGGAUCUAGAUAUAACUGGCGACAAACUCUUUGGUGCACAUGCAGGGAUGGUUCCAGGAGAUUUCAUGAAGCCGAACCAAAUUCCGGGCGUAAGUUCUUUGUCAAAUAUGAAGUACGUCGAUAAGAAGCACUGGUCAAGAACAUCACGUGAAAAAGAAAACAAGAACUAUGUCAGGUGGUACACACUGUGGGACAAGUACGGAGACCACUUUAAUAACGCCAAAGUAUUUUACGGGCACGAUGCAUCCAUGGGAUUGAACCUACGGAAGCAGACCAAAGGUUUGGAUACAGCAUGUGUAAAGAACAAUCUACUCUCAUCCAUGAAAGUGAAGUAUAAUAUAAAGAAGGGGCAAUAUGACUACACACUAAUUCAAGUAGAAUGCUCUUAG